CGGUCAGACAUGACGAUUCUUCCGUGUGCAUCUGCCAGUGAUCCGCCAGUGUCAUGCCGGGCUGCGGGUUAUUUAUAACGCUGGCUUGAAGCAAAAUGUUCUGCUGUAACUGGAGACUCUUAGUCUGUCAAGUCACGUUGUCUGGAAUGUCAGUGGGGAAAGGGGUGAGGUGGAAGAGCUUCCUGCCUGCCUGCCUGCUCAGUCCCGAGUCUGCCGGCGUUCCCAUUCUGCCCAGGCAUGUCUGCAGAGGUGCCACAACUCAGAGAGGCCUCCUGCUUCACCAUGCCCCUGGACAGUAGCCCCUGGUUUCAAUGUCCGGCCAAGGAGGACGAAAUCAGGAGGGAAGAGGAAGACAGCGAGGAGGUGGACAGUGAAGGGAAAUGGCGGUCCAAGUCCCCGCCGACUUCUGAUGUUUCUGACGAGUCGGAACCUGAGAGCCCGCCGCCAAUUGUGCGCAGAAGGGUGUCAUUCGCCGACGCUCUUGGUCUGAACCUGGUGUCCGUCAAGGAGUUCAGCUGCCAGGACCCGGAAGUUGAGGUGAAGGAAUUGCUCUGCGGACUGGAAACGGACAAGUACUACCUAUCCUGCCUAUUCACCUCACCAUCACCUGAGGUCCUUCUGAAGAAGCUGGAGGAAAAGAAAGUGGUGUUGGAAGCCAUCGAACUCCUACCGGGUACAACCACCCUGAGGGGUACCAUACGCGUAGCCAACCUCUGCUACGACAAGGCCGUGUAUGUACGCACGACCUACAACUGCUGGGCGAGCCACUUCGACAUUCUGGCAGAGUAUAUUCCCGGUUCCAGUGAUCGAGACACAGACGGCUUCAGCUUCAGGCUAACGCUGGUGCCGCCCUUCAAGCCAGAGGGUGUGCGCAUCGAGUUUUGUCUGAGGUACGAAACACCCACCGGGGAGUUCUGGGAGAGCAACGACGGCAUGAACUACGUGUUGUUCUGUCUGAAGCAGAUGCACAGGGACAAGGAGGCAAAGGGGAGAGGGAGAGUCAAAGACAAAGAGGAGAUGACGAAGCCAAAGGGCCAACGAAGCUGCCUCAAAACUGCCAGUAAGAAGAUGUGGCCUGAAUCUAACCCAGUGGCGGGAACAGGAGAAAUCCAAGAUUCAGUCUCUCACAAAGUAGCAAAGGCUGCCAGGAAAGCUGUGGACAACACAGAAAAAUAUGCUAGUGAAGAUUGCCUUCAGAAAACAUUGGUGGAUAGUCGUAGGAGUAGGAGAAGAGCUCGAGUUGCCAACGUGAAAGACCAUUUUACACAGAAGGAAACGGAAGCCCUGCUGGGACACUUUUCAAGUGGUGAAAAAAAUUGCUCGCUAAUCCCAGAGUGCAAUGUGGACACAUGGAGCGAUGCAACCACCACCACUGAACUUUUGAAGAAUGAACAUGCUGACACUCGAACAGACAAGGCUCAUAUACUAAUGUAUCACCAAAUACCACUGCUGUCCCUCAGCUGGGACAGAAACAGUGGACAGAAAGACAUUACAAACAGCCCAGACAACCAUGCUCCCUGCAGUGGAGCUGUCCUAGAGCACCAGACAGAACAUACACAGAAUGAGCUAGAUGGUUCUGCAGGUUACACCCAGGGUGCACAUGGCAGUGGGACAAACAGCACCAUAAAUGCUGUUGAGGAACUAAGCUGCCCUCCUCCAAUCGCAUCUCACUUUCAGUCCUUCCUCAACCAAUCGGAUGAAGCCAUGCAGCCCGCAGGUCUGAAGGAGCUAAUCCAGGUGGCACAGACAGAGACAGGCAUUCAGGACGUGCUCUGGCCGCAAGCCAGCCUGCAUAUGACUGCGGCAUCCAGCAGCAGCUUGGAAGAAAUUCAAAAAUCCGUUUGUCAUGUGAUAGAUGAUCCGGCACGUGAUGUGGGAGAAGGGAAGCCUGCCCUCAACAGUAUCAGCAGAAGGGCAGAGGUCGAAGGUGUAACUUCAGCCACGUCGCAGCUAGUUAAUGCGCCAGAAGCUGUUGGAUUGGAUGACCACAAGGCCAGCAGUCAAACGUCUGGCACUGACCAAAGUGCCCAAGAAGAGGUAACAGCACAGGAGACAUUUGUAGCACACUCAGCAACACAGACAACCACAGAGGGAGCAGCAGAGAGGACAGAACCGGUAGUGACGCAUGCUUCCAAAAAGAUACCACAGGAAUCUGCACAGUCAUCAGGAGAGAUAGUGGCAGAGACCAUGGCAAGCAUAGAAACAAUAGAAAAGACUGCAGCAGAGACAAUAGUAAUGAAUACAGAAAUGGCACAGAAAGAGGGAGAAAUGACACCGCCACAGGUGACAGAAGCCAAAAAGGCAUGUGCAGUGGAAACAGCAACAACACCGACCUCAAGCCCCUGGAAACCUCUGGGUGCAAAUGAAAGAGUCUCACCUGGUCCCUGGGAGAGAGAGGGCAAAGGAGGGAGCGAGCUGUCAGUAAACACCAUGGCAAAGGUCAAAGGAGGUGAAAGUCAAGACCGCGUCAGCCCCACCUCUGGCGAUGACACCAUGACAUUUACGGACACCGACAGGGCGACGGUACAUGAGCGCGUACAUCCCAUGAGGCAACGGGAGGGUGAGGAGGAGAUGGUGGCGGAGGGAGAGGGAGAAGGAGAGCAUCCUUUCAAAAUCCUGAAUGAAAGGGAAUACAAAGAGUCAGGAGAGGCAAAGAGAGAUAUGAUCCAGGAGAAGGAGGGGGACUUAUCGCGGGAAAUGUCACAUUUCAAAGCAACAAGACAGGAUGUGGCAGUGGUAUCAGAAACUGACAGACUGGAGUGUAAAGUGUCAAAAGAGAGGAGGGAAGAUUAUGCUGCGGAGGACUGGAAAGAUGAAAUGGAAAAGUGUUUGGGACUGGGGAGAGAGCAGGGAUACGUCAAUGAGCCAGCCCUGUACGAACAGUUCACAAAGGCCAGCAAAGGGCUGGAGGGAGAAUGCCACAGGAAAUCACAUUCAGGGAUGCUCACUGAAGGACUUGGACGGAUGGGAGGGGAGAGAUGUUUGAUGGGUGACAACAGCACUGUACUAACCAAUUCAGUAGGGUCCGAGGAAGAGCAAGGGACUGUUACUUUAGUUAAGGGUAAGGGCAAAAAAUUAUGGGAUGCAGCUCCAAAAGCCUGUGCAGUGGAGGGGUCCAGCGGGGGCAUGUCACUGCCUUCCAUUAACGCAUUAGUAGAUCAACCGGUGGCACAAGAUCCAUGUGUUCCCACUCCUACCCCAAUACAAACUCUUUGCUCAAUUCAGAUCACACUGGGUGGACAAGAUCCCUUUUUGUUUGAUUUGGAAGAGACGUCCCCUGUCUGCCAGGUUGGGACAGCGACCUGGUCCACCUGUGCCAUCUCUGCUCCAUUAGGUGACGCUCACGAAAAGGGGGUGGCGCUGAGACAUGGGAGGCCACCACAACCAGUAGGACACCUCCAGUCACCCAGAGAGGAGGCUGAAGUCCACACCCAGUUCCCCAGGAUCCCUGCACCUGGCAGAGGUUCAGAUGUCGCGAGACCAGCCCCUCUUUCCCUGUGGUUAAAUGAGGUAUGCUCCCUCAGUGCCAUGUCCAGAGGUGCAGUGUAUGCCCUUCUGUUUGUGAUGUUCUUCUUAACUGCAUAUGUGUGUGACCUGCCGGUCUGUCUGGCCAUCUAUUUGGUUUCCCUGUAUUGGUGGUGUUGUCAUGGAGAAAAAACGCCGCUUCCAGGGGCGAAAGUAACGGAUUAAGCCUCGAGAGUUUCUCCUGAUUUGUAAAACUGAGAUCACCAGCCUCUCUCUUAUCUUCCAUUAUAAAUCAAGAUGCAUUACUACAGUUUUUUACAGUUGGUUUGACACUUUGCCACAAAAAAGUGAAUGUAGUUUAAUUGAACAUUUAAAUGGCUGUGGAGCUUAACUCAUCUGUCGCUGAGUUAGUAUAAUGAUGCAGUUUAGAGAUGUGGUGCUGGAACUCGAGAUGGCGCAAUACAAUGAUGCUGCAGGGAACUGAUUCUGAUCUGUCCACCAUCCAAAGAGUACCCAAACAUUCACAAUAUAAUUACAGUUCUCAUGACGAUGCCUGUCUCGGCUGCUUCAGCGGAAAGGUCAUUCGGCAGCUUGAGACAUUUUAAGACAUACCUUAGGAACAGUAUGACAGAGACAUUGGCUCUAAUAACAAGAUUGACUCUAAUGAGUAUUAAUAAAGACUUUGAAAUCAAUAUAGAGAGAGUUUUGAAGGAGUUUGACACAACAGGGACCAUAAGAGUCUUUCAUUGAUUGAUUACUGUUGGUGCACAUAAUGAGCUAGCAAACCAAGAAACACAUUUACUUCAGCAUUUAUCUGAUUGAUGUUUAUUGUUUGAAAAUGUGUUUAAAAUCUGUGGAUGCUAACCCUCCAUAAUUGGGUUCAGUGCUAGCAAGUUCGCUCGCAGGCAUCUGAGUGAUCUAAAAUAGAAGGGGAAUUUGUUUAUAAAAAAUGCAAGUAUGAACUGAAAAUAAUAGCAAAAUGAGAGCCAAAUCAGGUUUUGGCUGGAGCAGUACUUUAAACUACCAUAAAAUCAGUAUGAAAAGAUAAUGUUCCAAUUAACUUUUAUUUUUAACGUGGCUUGUUUAGCAGUGCAGUCUUUGUCACGCUGUCCCAUGCUCCUCUUCUGUGACGGAGUGUUGUCACUACAGAUGAGUAUGUGCUAUGACUGCCAUACCACUGAGCCGGGCUCUUUGGCGUUGCGGUCAGAGUGCAGGUUUGGUACCUGUAGACCUGGGUUCAAGGCCAGGUGGGGUGACUGUUCUCUUUGCUACAAAUGGUGUCAGAUAGCUUGCUGUGAAGCCAUCGGAGGCGUGCCCAGUAUGUGAACCGUAUGAGGGACCCCCAGGUAGGUUGACCCCUGUGUGAGGAACCCUAGAGAUGGGUGAAGCACUAGUGUGUGGGGCACCCUGGGAUGGGAUCAAUGACGGGUGGUGUGACUGCUCUUUCCCUAAACUACAACGUCAAUAGAUAGUUUCUCUAUGUUCUAAACCUGACAAAAUGUACAUCACUGUAGAUGGAAAUAUGCUAUAUUAUGUGAAGUUCAUAAAAAUGUCACUCCUACGACAGAUGACACCAUGGUUCAGCAUGAAGGCUACCAAUAGAACUCUCAUGUGUUCUUGUUUCACUUACCCUACUGGAAAUGAAAAGCAUCCGCACACUUUUAAAAUUUCAUAUUUAUUUAUUUGUUAUUACAAUAUGUACUAUAAAGAGGUGUCAUUCCUUUGUUUGUGUUACAAGCAGAAAUAGAGGAUACAGCAACACAUUAUAUUUGCAUUUCAAGCUGUUUGUGUUUUUUAGUUAAUUGUAUUUUAAAUGACACCAUAUUCCUGCUGUGUGAGAGCAUUUGCUAUCGUUCUGGAAGCAUGAUUCAGUUUUUGGUGAAGUAUGAAGAGUUUUUGUGGUUGUAGUGCAUUUUACACGAAAGCUUAACUUUAACAGGUGUGUGUUCGAUAAAGCACACUGUGUGAACAGUUUUGAAAAAGUGUGACACAAGUGUGAACAAGAUUGUAAAAAACUGUAAUCUCAAACAUUAUCCCUAAAAAUGUCAUGUACUAGAAUUACACUGCUGUCUAUCAACUCAAAGGUGAGUGGGGGUAAGGUGGUCUAGACUGAGCUUUUAGUUGGAAUGCAUACAUUUUAAGGGCCCAAGUUUAUACGUUUUAAAAAUGUCAACCUGUUUGAAUAUGAUUAUUUGACUAGUUCUUCAUCAAUAAAACGUGUGUGAAAA
Messenger RNA from Clupea harengus (Atlantic herring), 5693 nucleotides. It is a transcript of the gene ppp1r3aa, whose product is annotated as protein phosphatase 1, regulatory subunit 3Aa. Gene Ontology annotation, cellular component: protein phosphatase type 1 complex. The record is from RefSeq and is a predicted model, not a curated record. Gene Ontology annotation, biological process: regulation of glycogen biosynthetic process. Gene Ontology annotation, molecular function: protein phosphatase 1 binding; glycogen binding. NCBI's taxonomy places the organism in Eukaryota, Metazoa, Chordata, Actinopteri, Clupeiformes, Clupeidae.